ACCAGAAAAGCGACAUCUGGUGAUUAGUGUAUGGAUUUCUUAUGAAUGAAGAUCACAUGUUUUGUUGGUUUUUGAAUUUUUUUACAUUUUUAUAACCAUGGUUAUUGCAAUCGGUUUUGAAGGAUCGGCCAAUAAAUUAGGUAUUGGCAUCGUUCGUGAUGGUGAAGUAUUGGCCAAUCCUCGUGUUACUUAUAUUACGCCACCGGGUGAAGGAUUUCAGCCAAGAUUUACUGCCGCACAUCAUCGAUCUCGGAUAUUGAAUCUUUUGACAGAAGCACUGAAAAUCAGUGGUCUUAAAUCCGAAGAUAUUGAUGUGAUAUGUUAUACUAAAGGACCAGGAAUGGGGGCACCAUUAGUCUCUGUUGCUGUUGUUGCUAGAUGUUUAUCUCUAUUAUGGAACAAACCGAUCGUUGGUGUAAAUCAUUGCAUUGGACAUAUCGAAAUGGGACGUUUAGUAACUGGAUCAGAUAAUCCUACCGUUUUAUAUGUCAGUGGUGGUAAUACACAAGUGAUUGCUUAUAGUGAGAAAAAAUAUCGUAUUUUUGGUGAAACUAUUGAUAUUGCCAUCGGUAAUUGUUUAGAUCGAUUUGCACGCAUUCUUAAGCUUUCAAAUGAUCCUAGUCCAGGCUAUAACAUUGAACAGAUGGCUAAAAAGGGCAAAAAAUUCGUUCAUCUACCAUACGUAGUAAAAGGAAUGGAUGUUUCAUUUUCCGGCAUCAUUUCAUUUAUUGAGCCAAAAAUUGAUAAAUGGCUCGAAAGUGGUGAAUACACCAAAGAGGAUCUAUGUUUUUCCGUUCAGGAAACAAUGUUUGCCAUGUUGGUCGAAACGACUGAACGUGCUAUGGCUCAUACUGGAUCCAAUGAAGUACUGAUUGUAGGUGGUGUUGGCUGUAAUCUUCGAUUACAGGAAAUGAUGCGUAUAAUGGCCGAAGAACGUAAUGCCAAAUUACAUGCCACUGAUGAUCGAUAUUGUAUCGAUAAUGGUGCUAUGAUUGCCUAUACUGGUGCAUUAAUGUAUAAAGCUGGACAAAAGACUGAUUUUGAUGAUACAUUCUGUACGCAAAGAUUUCGUACGGAUGAUGUUUUAGUCACGUGGAGAGAUUAGGACAUUAGAUUAAAAAUUUUGAAUUUGAAUAAAAUUUAAUUUUUUUAAACUGAAA
Messenger RNA from Dermatophagoides farinae (American house dust mite), 1160 nucleotides. RefSeq names its product Probable tRNA N6-adenosine threonylcarbamoyltransferase Tcs3 (gene Tcs3). The record is from RefSeq and is a predicted model, not a curated record. NCBI's taxonomy places the organism in Eukaryota, Metazoa, Arthropoda, Arachnida, Sarcoptiformes, Pyroglyphidae. Gene Ontology annotation, cellular component: cytoplasm; EKC/KEOPS complex. Gene Ontology annotation, biological process: tRNA threonylcarbamoyladenosine modification.